Messenger RNA from Dunckerocampus dactyliophorus (ringed pipefish), 3887 nucleotides. RefSeq names its product gamma-interferon-inducible lysosomal thiol reductase-like. The record is from RefSeq and is a predicted model, not a curated record. Gene Ontology annotation, molecular function: oxidoreductase activity, acting on a sulfur group of donors, disulfide as acceptor. Lineage: Eukaryota; Metazoa; Chordata; Actinopteri; Syngnathiformes; Syngnathidae. Gene Ontology annotation, cellular component: lysosome. The transcript is spliced from 7 exons. The coding region runs from base 388 to 1161 and encodes 257 amino acids.
AACACGCUCCAGUCACACCUCAAUCAUCACCAGUUUUGUGUGUAAUGUUUUGUUUUUCGUUGUUUAUAAAAUAAACAACAUUUGAAAAAAACAUCAACGCAGAAACCUUAAAAAACUCAAACAUCGCCAUCUUGUUUACGUAGCGGAAAAGGCGGGACUGACUGAAGUGUUUGCGAAUAAAUACCGGGUCGUCAUUUCCGGUAAGUGCUCAACGACAGUAAUAAAUUUGGGACACCACUACACAGUCAAAACUCUCGCCCUCGGAAACUAAGUACGCAGUGUACACAGUACUGUAUACUUACUGAUGUCAACACACGGAAGCGCGCCAAUUGAAACACGGCCAAAUAGCUCCAGUCUGUGGCGACGUCUUCUCGCCUUUCAGCAGCAAUGAAGCUCGCAGCUCUUGUCGCUUUUUUUGUGCUCCUCUGUAACGACCGGAGAUGUUCAGGCUCGUCUCAUCCUAAGCAUUCGUGUCGCUAUCCUCCAUCACAGUGGUGUCGCUCUUUGGAGAUUGCUAUUGAAUGCAAGGUGCAGAAGCAAUGCAUGGAGCUCAGCGCCGUACGUCCAAAUGAGGCGGUUCCUCAGGUGUCUGUCACGCUGUACUAUGAGAGCCUGUGUCCAGCCUGCAGAGCCUUCAUCACGCAGCAGCUGUUCCCCACCUGGACCAUGCUGCAGGACAUCAUGAAGGUCACGCUGGUCCCGUACGGGAAUGCUAAGGAGCAUAUGUCAGGCAAUACCACCUUCACCUGCCAGCACGGAGAGCCGGAAUGCCAUGGGAAUAUGAUUGAGGCUUGCGUCCUGCACCUGUCAGACCAUGCAGCAUUCCCGAUCAUCUUCUGCAUGGAAUCUGCUGCAGACGUUCUCAGCGCAGCGCAGCCAUGUCUUCAGAUGCACGCCCCCUCCAUCCCCUGGGCCAGCGUGGACUCCUGCGUGAGGGGAGGUCUCGGCCGCAGACUGAUGCACGCCAGCGCCGCCAUGACGAGAGCGCUGAGCCCCGCCCACACACACGUCCCCUGGGUCACCUUCAACGGGGAAUACAAAGAAGAUCACGAAGACAAGGCCAUGUCCUCGCUCUUCCAUUUGGUUUGCCAGCUGUACAAGGGGGUGAAGCCUCCAGCCUGCACCGGAGCGCCAGUCAGACUCAACAGAGGCUUCUGCUGAAAAUGUGGACAUGUACUGAUAGAUUGUAACACAUACAAUAUUACAUUAAAAUCAUACCUUACCACUUACAAGCUAUGAUGAUGAUGUGCAUGGUGGCUAACACAUACAGUAUUCCAUCAAAAUCAUACUAUACCACAGUUAUAAGCUAUGAUGAUGAUGAUGAUGUGCAUGGUGGCUCAUGAAAGGAAAUCCAGUCAGUAUAACUUGAAGUAAUAUUCUGUGUAAGAAUCAUGAAAAGGACAAACAGCGAGAUCAAUUUCCAUAUAAUUUAUUGGCAUUUUCCCCACAUAAAACACCCUGAACUCCCGAAAAUCAUUUGGUUUUUAAAAUGCGAAAGCUUUCAGAGUGGCAGAUCUUCUCUAUACUUGGAAAGUAUGUUUGAUCUUUCGGCUCCAGAACAUGAUUUUUAAAUUUUUUUUUUAUUUUAUUUUUUUUACAGUACUUUGUCCUCGACAGACAGACAUGUACGAAUAAAUAGCUUUCGAGACGUUUGCACGACAUGAUUAACAUGAAUGAUGACAGCUCAACACAAGAAGUGAGCGAGUGCAGGAACACCCGUGUACACCUACAGCAUAUUGUAAUAAUACUUUUUGGCACUGAUGUUUUCAUGUCAAGAACCACUGUGCUGAGUUCAGCUCGUCUGCCCGUUCUUCGCAUUCAUUCAGUUUCACAUCAUGAGCCUUUUGGCUAUACGCCGAACGCAACAGACGACUUUUUAUGCCAAUUAAAAAUGAGUUAGGAGCUGACUGGCAUGUUGACCUUUUGAGUACAGUAGAUAUACUGUAACUGAGGCUCCCAUAAAAUGUCUGUUUUGACGUGCUAAUCUCUCCCUCACUCACGGUGCAACCAAAAAUAACACGUGAAACACACAUGUAACGCCACCACAGAGACACCAUAAUCCCUCGUUUAUCGGUUCCAGACCUGACCGCGAUGAGUCAAAAUCAAAUAUUUUGGUAGUUUGAGCAUUAAAAAAAACUGUUUACAACCUUCUAAAUACUGUUUUUAACAUUAUUAGAGCCCUCUAGACAUGAAAUAACACCCCUACAGUCACUUUUACACUUGUAUUACCCAAUAUAGUAGUCAUAAUAAGACUAAGACUCGUGCUCGAGUGUUGCUGUAAAUGUGUUCCGAUGCUAGGGGAGCUGAGUGUGGGGCCGACAGGAAGUGACGUUGAGAGUUGUAUCUUGGUGUGGGUUACGGCAGCAACAGCGCCCCGUGUUAGGGAUUACCGCGCCUAUUGUGAGAUAAUUCAAACCUGCAAAAAAAGCCUACUGUUACGACGAUCGAGUCCGGUGCUUGUGCGUCUCACCGAGCGUUACAGUAGCAUUACUGACUCCUAGUGACAAGCGUAGAAUACUGCGACUCACCGCAAUGUUUUUGAAUGCAUCUUCUGAAUGCCUUAUUGUAUUUUAGUUCAUUUAGACAUUUUUGUGCUUGAAAAUGCAAAUGCAGUGUUCCCUCGUUUAUCGCGGGGGAUGGGUUCCCAAACUAGCCCGCAAUGAGUGAAAUCCGCGAAGUAGCCAACUAUAUAUUUUUUGUACAAUUAUAUGUUUUAAGGUUGUAAAACCCCUCACCAGACACUUUAUACUCUUUUUUUUUCUCAGACAGGCAUUAACGUUUUCUCACAUUUCUCGCUUGUUUAAACACUCUCAAAGUAGAAUUGUAAUGAUCAACCUACUAGGUUGGACACUAGAAAUUAUUUAGUGACUCACGUGUAUUUCACUCCUCUGACUGCCUUGUCGUCCUGGCGCCAUUCCGCUGUACUGUAGCGUUUUUUGUAUGCUCGUUAAAACGAGGAUAUCGCUCCUGUCGUAUUUUCCUCACACGGUUUGUAGUAUGUAUGUUUACAGUAUUGCCGGUUAGUAGGCGGCACGAAGCAGAUUGAUUGAUAAUGGUGUACAGCCAAUCGGGACGUAGAAGACAAUGUGCGGUGCAGACUGAAGAGAGACACCGCCUAAAGCGUAGAACUACGACACUCAACUUCCCACAAUGCAAUUCUUCUUAAAGGGCCAGAUUCGGACUAUAACAGCAGCGUUCAUACGCUGUAAAGAAAUUAAAAAGCACUAAAAUUGCACAAAAAAAAUCCAUGAACCAGCGAGUCCGCGAAAGGCGAACCACGAUGGAGCGAGGGAACACUGUACAUAAAUUUUGCUUAAUUAUGCUCUUUUUUUUAAUUUUUUUUUUUUUAACUAAUAGGCCAUAUUCAACCACAAAACAGUUUGAAAAAACAAGAUAGAGUGACGCCGCAAAAUUCUAAGCGCCAUUUUAUACUAAAUUUAUACCUGCAAGGUAUGUUGGGUAACUUCCUGUUGUGGAAGUGUGCCUGUGAGCUCCCAAGCAUGCCUUGCGGGUUAUAGAUAAGAAUAAAAUAUUAUUAGUAUGGGUGUUUAUGCCUCUAUUUCAAUACCCGCUUAGUCCGUGCGGUACAGUUACAUUGUAACGUGUUAUUCUGGUGGCACCGUGAGCGAGGUAGGAAUUUGGCUUAAUAAGUGCCUGUUGGUUUGUGAUGAGUCAGGGUGUUCAUAAGGUUAAGUGUGUAAAUAUCAAGCUGGCUCACUACGUACCACGAGCACCUCUCUGACUACUUUCAGUGUAAUUAUGGAGAGCCUUGCUGCAAAUGAAAAAAAUAAAGCUCUGAAAAUCUGCUAAUGUGCAAAGCUGAAUCGUACGGCCGAGUAUUAGGGCCACAUAGGGAAAAUAAAUCUGCAAUUUUGAAAAUAAAGUCG